Metopolophium dirhodum (rose-grain aphid) is the source of this 950-nucleotide messenger RNA. RefSeq lists its product as uncharacterized. The transcript is spliced from 2 exons. Bases 249 to 950 code for a protein of 233 amino acids. NCBI's taxonomy places the organism in Eukaryota, Metazoa, Arthropoda, Insecta, Hemiptera, Aphididae. The record is from RefSeq and is a predicted model, not a curated record.
CGGCGGCCCACCAAAACACGUUCUUUUUCGCGCAUCCCCACCACUUUACCAGCACGAUCGCCACCCGUCGGAGCUCUACGGAGCACAUCGAUUUUGUCGGCAGGUGUGUACACUGCGAUUACAACAACAAACAUUUUUUCAUCACGUCGUUAGUCGUUUACCGAUUUUCGUUUAUCAACGUUUCCUAUUUUGCGCCCGUUUUUUUGUUUUUUACUUGCCAAUUUUACAUUUUUAACUCUGUCAAUACAAUGGACGAAGACUGUGGAUCCAUCAACAUUUCACCGAUGAAAAGAAAUCCUCGUGGAAAAUUUGUUGGUUCUCGACAGAAAUUGAUGAUCGUAAACCUUUACAAGACUAAAAUGGCUAAGCAAGACAAUGCAGACGGCCCAAAAUUAAAAGCGAAGGAGAUUAUUAAGCAAAUAUCCGAAGAGAGUGGUAUAGGGCAAAGGACAGUGAGUGUUACUCUAUCGGAAUACCGAAAUAAAGGCAGUGUAUCAUCACCUAACAAAACCAAAAUCCGACCAACUGUUACGGAAAAAGUUGAUGAUUUUGACCAAAAUGCCAUUAGGAAAAAAGUACACGAGUUUUGGCACAGGCGAGAAAUUCCAACUUUAAAGAAAAUUUUAACUACGGUCAACGAAGAUACAACAUUACCAAAUUUUUCCGAAACAACAUUACGUAGACUUUUAAAACAUCUCAAUUUUGAGUAUGUUCGAAAAUCUCGUAAUAGCGCUCUUAUUGAACGAAUUGAUAUUGUGUGUUGGCGUCGAAGGUACUUGGAGUCCAUAAAAGAAUACCGUCAGUUAGGUAGACCCAUCUAUUAUCUGGACGAGACAUGGGUGAAUGCUGGUGAAACCACAUCGAAAACAUGGGUCGAUAAAAACUGUGAAGUCACCACGAGACGCAUUCCUAAGAGGAUUAACGACUGGACAAAAGGAACCGUCCGGUAA